Molecule: messenger RNA, 609 nt
Organism: Penicillium mononematosum
Lineage: Eukaryota; Fungi; Ascomycota; Eurotiomycetes; Eurotiales; Aspergillaceae
Exons: 1
Coding region: 1-609 (202 amino acids)
Source: RefSeq, a predicted model, not a curated record
AUGAUUCUCCCACCGGAGCAAGACGAGCCCGGGUUUGCUGUUGCAUCUGCUCUCAGCCGAGGCCUGCAAGUACCAUCCAGAUCUGGCGCCUGUACAUCAGGAUUCGAGUAUCCCGAUGAACUAUCUCAUUAUGGCAUUUCGGAAAGCCACUGGGCAGAGUUCACACAAGUAGUCUGCGACGAAGCCAAGCUUUCUCGUCAGCAGUGGACCACCGUGCUUGGCAGAGGCUUGGGUACAAUGGCAGUCGGCGGGCUGAUGGUUGGGAUUCUGGGCGCUAUCCCCGCGAUCUUCGUUGCCCGUCUCACAAGAAAUCGACAAGAACAACGGAAUCUAAUUUCGGCAAUGGCUGGAGCUCGCGGUGAACGUCUUGCUCAACAUAUCUCGCAAUGGAACGAGUCUGUCUUUCGGCCUAGGGGUAUUUUGAUUCGGGUCGAUUUGCCAGACGAAUACUUGAAUGAUAUGGAAGAUAUGGAUAUUCGAACAAGUGGUGGAUCGACACGGUCUAUUAGGAAGUCUCGGGAUAAGGCUGCGCUCAAGGCGAGAAUUGUCAUCAUCCCUCUGGAUGGGAUGUCAACUGGUCAUUCCUCAUGUUGGGAAAAUCGUGGGUAA